AGCGCCGCUGUCACUGUUAUGGUCCUGUCAGGGCGCCGGCGUCCCGGUGCCUGGGUGGUCGCGGCCGAGAGGACUUUGGUGGGCCAGUUUCGGGGGCGCCCUUGCAGCCGGCCGCGCUCGUCUUCGGCCUCGCCCGCAGCCUGCACCUCCCGGCUCGCAGGCCGCUUCCCAGGGCGGGCGUGCGGGUCGGCGCGGCGGCCUCCGCGGGGCCUGGGCCCAGCCGCAGCCUCCUCGGCCGCUGCCGGCUCGGAGGGGCCGCGAGAUGCAGCCGCCAGGCCCGCCGCCGGCGUAUGCCCCGGCUAACGGGGACUUCACCUUUGUCUCCUCCGCUGACGCCGAAGAUCUCAGUGGUUCGAUAGCAUCCCCAGAUGUCAAAUUAAACCUUGGUGGAGAUUUUAUCAAAGAAUCUACAGCUACUACAUUUCUGAGACAAAGAGGAUAUGGCUGGCUUUUGGAAGUUGAAGAUGAUGAUCCAGAGGAUAACAAGCCACUCUUGUAUAGAGAUGUAGAAGACCUUAAUCUUUUGGGUCAAAAGCCAAUUGAGUUCCUAGAAAAUUAUCUGUUUAUUUGGUACAAAAAUAUUAAUUGCAUGAUUUUUCCCCCCCUUAAGGUCGUCUCAUGGAUUAUAACCAUUUGGAUAUUUGGUUCACUAACAAUUUUCCUACUGGCCAGAGUUCUUGGCGGAGAAGUUGCAUAUGGCCAAGUUCUUGGAGUUAUAGGAUAUUCAUUACUUCCUCUCAUUGUAAUAGCCCCUAUACUUUUGGUGGUUGGAUCAUUUGAAGUGGUGUCCACACUUAUCAAACUGUUUGGUGUGUUUUGGGCUGCCUACAGUGCUGCUUCAUUGUUAGUGGGUGAAGAAUUCAAGACCAAAAAGCCUCUUCUGAUUUAUCCCAUCUUUCUAUUAUACAUUUAUUUUUUGUCUUUAUAUACUGGAGUGUGAUCCAGGUCAUACAUGGAUAGAAAAGGGUGAAAUUACUUUGGUGUGGAGGCUGGGAAUUCUUGUUGAAGUAAUUGGAGAAAACCUAUUGCUGAUAAAAUGUUACAUGUUCCAAUGCAAAGGCAGGUUUAAGGUCUUUUUAAAACAAUAUUUUUUGUAUUUAAUUAAGCAGUUACAGUUACCUGAGAUUUUCGGUCAGAAUUCUAAAUUCUGUUUGAUUCUAUAUUCCAGUGAAUAAAAUAUAAAAGCAUUGUGUUUUUAA
This is a messenger RNA of Otolemur garnettii (small-eared galago), 1199 nucleotides long. It is a transcript of the gene YIPF4, whose product is annotated as Yip1 domain family member 4. Gene Ontology annotation, biological process: vesicle fusion with Golgi apparatus; endoplasmic reticulum to Golgi vesicle-mediated transport. The transcript has 6 exons. Gene Ontology annotation, cellular component: membrane; trans-Golgi network. Lineage: Eukaryota; Metazoa; Chordata; Mammalia; Primates; Galagidae. The coding region runs from base 263 to 940 and encodes 225 amino acids. The record is from RefSeq and is a predicted model, not a curated record.